Diprion similis is the source of this 1320-nucleotide messenger RNA. RefSeq lists its product as uncharacterized. NCBI's taxonomy places the organism in Eukaryota, Metazoa, Arthropoda, Insecta, Hymenoptera, Diprionidae. Bases 162 to 1148 code for a protein of 328 amino acids. The transcript is spliced from 2 exons. The record is from RefSeq and is a predicted model, not a curated record.
GUGGUUACGAAACAGUCAAAUUCGAACCUAACCUAAACCAAUAUAACCUAGAAUUGAGUUUAUGUGAGCAAAGAGCAUUUUCGUGAUCCUAGAAAUGUAACGUAACGUUCGAUUACGUCAACGUUAAAAAAUACUAUUUGUAUAAAAUAUCACGACUCACGAUGAGUAAUUCCCGACGAUUUUUAGACGCAAUUGUUAAAAAAAUUAACAAGUCGCCAAUUCUGAACAACGCUAGUUCAGCUAUUGGAAACGCUACCGAAAGGGCCCAAGUGAAACUAUCCAGCGUUCAGAGUAUUGCGACAGAAAAAUACAAUACCAUUGUUAAGCAAGUUAAUGGAGCAACGAUAAUUCAAGAUGUAAAUUCACCACAAACGUUGCAAACGAUAAGCCCGUUGCCGCAACGUCUUGUCAAUUGGUGGCAAUGGUAUCAGCAAUUGACAGGGAUGGAUAAAGUUGAAAUAGCAAAGCAUCAAGUCAUCGAAGUUCAGAAUCGACUGUUUCAAUGCCAAGACAAGCGAAGAAAUCUUACCAAUCAGGCCAACAUAGUGAAUGAGAAAUUAAAAGAAACUUACGCGGAGUUGGUACAAACCAGACGGGAUGAUCCGAAGUAUGUGCAGUUGACUAUAAUGGAGAACAAAGGGCUGCAGGAACAAUCCAAAAUCGGUUUACAAUUGAACAUGUUGGAAAAUGAGGAAAGGGAUCAUUUCACAGAGCUGGCUACGGCUAUUAAAGAAUACCACGACAGCCAGGCAAUGAAUGCUCAGAAAUACAAGUAUAUAUCCAUUCUUGCAUCUGCAUUCUUAGCUAUAUUGUCCCUGAGCGGUUCAAUGAUUUAUAACAACAGGAGAAUAGCUGACGUUCGUAACGUCAUAGCUGAAGCACAAAAGAACAACGAUGAGACGUUCAAGCAAUGUUUUCAUUCCUUGGAAAAUGAUUCGAAUAAAAAAUUUUCGAAAAUCAUGUCAAUUCUGGAAGCAAAAACCACAGCUGACAUUACUACUCAAACACCUGAUAAUCGUGUCGAAUUAACUAAGAACAAUUUUGAUACUGUAACAAUUUCAAACAGCUACAGCUACAAAACAGUCAGUAUUUAUAUAGGUGCUUUAGUUCUUGCCACAUAUAUUAUGCAACAAUUAGGCAGAUCUUAGGUAAGAUCUUAAACAACCAGUGAUAGUUUUGAAUGAGAUAUUAAAGGUGUCAGAAGCAAAAUUCAAAGAAUUCAUACCAAUUUUCUGUAGUAAAGAAAUAGAAGUAGAAGAUUUGUUCUAUAUAAUUUAUUAAUAUUUAAUAACGGCCUGCAAGGUAUUUUCAAAGCAGUUG